AUGGCUGCACCAUGGCUUCAACUCUUCUUUUGGUUGGCCAGCCCUCAAGAGAGUAUUUCUUCACCAGCUGUAAAACUGGAUCAGCUUCCUGAUGUUGCUGAAUUUCGUGAAGUCUCUUUUCAGUGCUCUGGAGAGGACAUCAGCAGUCGCAAUGUUCUUCCCUGGAACACGAUUUCAUUGGCUAAUGGUGUUGCCCGAUACUCCAUAAGAGCAAGGUAUGGAUCUGCUGCUUUGCUAAGAAAAUCCUUCACAGUCCUCACUGCCCUUUCAGCUUCCCCAUUGGCUUGUGGAUAUCUGGGACUGGACGUUGUAACGAGUUGCUGUCAGAGCAGGGAUAGCGUCCGAGCUGCGGAAAGCGCAAGCGGACUGGAGCAGGGCAGCACUAAAGCGCUGGCUGUGGUGUACGGACCGCACGAGACGCGAGGCUCUCGCAGUAAAUCGCUGCAUGAUCGUGCAGUCAUUAACUGUCAGUUCAGCACGGCUGAGAGGAAGAGACGUCCACACGGAGACCGCAAGUCCAGCGAGAUGAGCCUUCAUCUCAAACAGACCUUUGAAGCUGCGGUGCUCACCGAGCUCUACCCACGAUCACAAAUCGACAUCUACGUUAAGAUUCUGCAGGCAGACGGUGGGAACUACAGUGCUUGUGUGAAUGCUGCUACUCUGGCUCUGGUGGACGCUGGUAUUCCCAUGCGUGACUAUGUGUGCGCCUGCACUAACUGA
Sinocyclocheilus rhinocerous is the source of this 720-nucleotide messenger RNA. RefSeq names its product exosome complex component RRP41-like. Gene Ontology annotation, biological process: poly(A)-dependent snoRNA 3'-end processing; nuclear mRNA surveillance; rRNA catabolic process. The record is from RefSeq and is a predicted model, not a curated record. The transcript has 7 exons. Lineage: Eukaryota; Metazoa; Chordata; Actinopteri; Cypriniformes; Cyprinidae. Gene Ontology annotation, cellular component: nucleolus; nuclear exosome (RNase complex); cytoplasmic exosome (RNase complex). Gene Ontology annotation, molecular function: RNA binding. Bases 1 to 720 code for a protein of 239 amino acids.